AUGCGUCUCUCCAUUUUUGUCUUCAUUUCGACCUCUCUUGCGCUUCUCAUCCCGAGAUGUGCCGAAGGUGACCAUGCUUCGUCAACUAUCGACGCUCGCGACUUGAAUGCUUCCCCUGUUGCUGCUGCUCACAAAGUCCCCGAGGCAAAGCCUCCGUACACCAAAAAAUACAAGGUUACUCCUGCCAAGACAGCUACGACUACACCUCUAGCAACCCGUGCUGUGACAACCGACGCCGAAACUUCAGAAGCUGCUGAGCUCUCCACGAGCACCUGUACCCCUCACUCUAUCUGUGUGGACGCAAUCAACUCUUGUGGGAUGCGUUAUGGAGGAUGCUACGAUGAAAACUUCUGUGAUGGCAAUACCAGCCCUUACCCCAUCCCUACUUGCUCGACCAUGAUGACGGUCAAGCGAGAAGCUACUCCUCCAACCAUUACACCACCUUAA
Molecule: messenger RNA, 447 nt
Organism: Aureobasidium melanogenum CBS 110374
Lineage: Eukaryota; Fungi; Ascomycota; Dothideomycetes; Dothideales; Saccotheciaceae
Exons: 3
Coding region: 1-447 (148 amino acids)
Source: RefSeq, a predicted model, not a curated record